This is a messenger RNA of Haliotis rufescens (red abalone), 3723 nucleotides long. Its product is annotated as transmembrane protein 214-B-like. The transcript is spliced from 16 exons. The record is from RefSeq and is a predicted model, not a curated record. NCBI's taxonomy places the organism in Eukaryota, Metazoa, Mollusca, Gastropoda, Lepetellida, Haliotidae. Gene Ontology annotation, cellular component: Golgi apparatus; endoplasmic reticulum. The coding region runs from base 42 to 2078 and encodes 678 amino acids.
CUUUUAAAUCUUCAACACACGCAAGAGUUUCACACUGCAAGAUGUCUGCCGCCGGUCAAUGGGAAGUUGUUGGCAAACCUAAGAAGGAAAAGGCACCUUCUAGGCCAAUGACUAAAACACAAAUUAAGCAGUUUGUUGAAAACAUGCCAAGGAUCGAAGAUGACGAUCCAGUAAAAGAGUCACAUACAAUGUUUGAUGCAUUCAUUACUAAGGAGAAAAGACCUGAUGAACGUGCAAACAAUGUAAAGGCUAAUGGUGUCUCCAACAUGUCCAAGAAGGUCACACAGCCCAAGAAAAAGAAAGCAGACCCAGAAAAGAAGGAAAGCAAACCAAAGUCGCUUGAGGAGGCAGUUGCAAAGAUUGAUAAGGCUGAUUUGCAACUGAUUUUUAAUCAGUCACAUGAAAGCUUUCCAGAGAAUCCUGACGUGUGGUUGAAAGAUCUGGCAUCAUUCUUGAAUCUCAAACUGGAAAGAGUCCCUGAGAAUGAUGCUGUUUUCAAGGAUAAACCGAAAGAUUUCCCCUUGUGUAAGCUGAGCAAGAGUUGCCAGGAAGUGUUGAUCUCCUCCAUGAAGAAAUGUUCAGAACAAACACUGGAACAUCUCUUCUAUCACUGUCUACAGACUAUGAUCAGUGAGGCUCAGAAAGGACUGGCAACCUAUGGCUACAGAAUGUUCCUCCAGUCUCUGGCCUUUCACAAACCAGAGAUCCCUCUCUCGAAGUUCCCACAGUACCUGGACCUGCUCAAGACCCACCACAACAGACCUGUUCGAUGUCUGAGUAUCCUGUGGGCUCUCGGUCAGGCAGGUGUCAAGAGACUCAGGUGUGGUCUCAGAGUGUGGUUGGAUCUGAUGAUGCCAGCUCUGGGUUACCGCUCCAUUGCUCCUUACUGUGUGGAAUACCUGGAGAAUUUGUUCAGCUGGCAUAAAGAAGUGCGUCCAGCAUUUGGGUCCAUGUCCCUGCGAGACUACUUCCAGGUCCUUGAUAUAUUGUUCAACCCUGGCACCAACAUUCAGGGAGACCUGAGGAAGAGGCUGCAGGCACAGUAUCCUAAAGUGAAGGCCAUAGCAUUCGGAGAAAACCCAGCCAAGUCUUUGAGGAACUUCUUCCCAUCAUUUCUCUCAAGGGCAUCCCCGUCAUGUGUCCCACAGCUGAAACAUGAGCUGUUGUCCAACUUGAUGACAUGUCUGCUGACGGACAAGCAGACAUUUUCAACGUGGUGUCAGAUGUACACAAAACAUCUGCCUCAGUCAGGGGUCCUGCUGGAACACAUCAACAGCAACUGGGGCACACUAUGCAAGAAAGUGGACAAGAAAAUGCUGAGGGAGACACUGAGAUCAUUCGCUGUGACAAAUGAUGAGAUCGCAUCACAGAACCGCAACGUCCCAGAGGGCCAUGAACACUGUGCUGUAGUCUGCAGGGAGUUGCUUCUGAAGUUAAGUCAGAGCCCGUUUCCCUGGUUCACUCUGAUCUUCUCCAUCGUCCUUGUCAUUGGAGGCAUUGUGGGUUAUGACAUGUACACAAGCCCCAGCAUUGAACGCUCUCGGACGGUGACGUUCCUGAACAAGUACGGUAUCCUGGCUGUCCUGGAACAGGCCUGGAAGAAGAUUCAGAUGUUCUUCUCUAAAGUGAUUGGCUGGCUGAGGGAGAACGUUCCACUGAUGUAUGCCAGUGUAUGCGGGAAAGUGAGUCCGUACUUGACCCAAGCAUGGAGAAAGUCAUCGGAGUUUGUUCUGUGGAGCAUCGACUCCAGCAGACCCUACAGGCAAUAUGUGGUGGCCAAAACAGUUCAAGCAGUUGAAUGGCUACACGCACUGAACCCCGACUUCUGGUCUCGACUUGGAGGGUACUUGUGGCUGUGUUGGGGAUUGGUGAAAACCUACUCAUUAUGGUUAUGGAAAUACAUCCUACACAUAGCAGGCAUUGUGUACACCUGGUUGUUACAGAACGUUUUGGUGGGAAAGUUUACACCUGAAAAUAUUCACCAAACAACGUCUUGGAGCCUUUCAGUAGUGCAGAACUAUACAGUUACAUUUGUGGGCUGGUGUAGUAAUGUUCUUACACAAAUAACAGCCAAUUAAGACUCAGCAUUGGAAGAGGCUGCAGCUCUUGUCUCGCCGCGGUGGUUGGGUUCCGCUCGCUCCAGCUUUACAGUGUUAACUAUGAAAACAGUCAAAGCAACAAUAUGUUGAAAAUUUUGUCAUCAAAGAAUGUAUGCAUUACAUUUAUUUGUUCAUGUUCUUUUCUCAAUGCAAGUCUCUUGUUCCUCACGUUCCAGUUUAUAUUCUUUGGCUGAAAGUUGAUAUUCGAUACCCAUCAUGUUUCAGGUGAUAGCGAUUUUGCUGAUAUUAUAAACUUAAAUCAAACAUAUUAAGAUGAUCAUUUUGGAAACUUCAUGUUAUUUCCUGCUGACUAGUAGGUUGUUGUUAUUAAUAUAUCUUUUCAAAGGCCCAAAUAGGUUAUGUAGAAUCAUCAGUGGCUAGAACAAUGAUGAAACUUUAGGAUUUGUUAUGAUAAUUCGUGUUAGUGUUCCAGAAAUGUUCAAGUAAUUUUUUUGUAAAAAUGUUUUAAUUACGGUCACAGUAUUAUUAUUCUGGUUUCUGUUAGAACACUUUUAGUUUCAUCUUAGUAUGGUAAAUAUGAUUCAUAAUAUCCCAAGUAUGAGGAUGCAUUUUAUUUUUUCCUGAAACUAUACCUCAUGAGUGACUUGUUAAAAUAUAGUCAGUCACAUUUGAAGUGUUAAAAGCAUCUGGUUACUGUAACCUGGCUAUUUGCCUAAUGUGCUAGGGUAAGCAUUGUAAGAUUUCCUAUACAAAGUUUGGUUCAUACCUAUUAACUUAUUAAAUACAUCCUGUAAGUAGAAUAGUUUUCACCCUCACUUUAUUUGGCAUAAGGUAUUCCACUCUUGAGGAAAACAUUGUAAAUAUCAGUUCCAGCAAAUAUUGCCUCAUGUUGAUAUUACAUACGCACCCCAUCAUAAACAAUAUCACAGAUAACACCCGCUAUGGGGCCUGACUUGGUAAUCUGCUAUGGCGCUAAUAAUGCAGAUUACAGCCUAAUAAAUAACAGAAGUUCCAUGUUCCCCUUGUUUAUGUAACAUUUUUAAACAUAAAUACAUGGAACUAAAAACUUCCUCUACUGAGGAAGUCUUCUUUUCGCAGUGUUAUUUAGGCAUAGGGCCUCUGAGCUGUAUCUAGUCACAAAUAUGCCGGGUGUUUUGUAUUUGUAUUACAAGCAUGUAUGAGAUGAUUAUGCCAUUAAGCUGUUAAUCAAGAACCAGAAAUUAAUACUACAUAUACAAUGGUACUUAUUAUUACAGUAUAAGUACCAACUGGACUUUUUGUCAUCAAGGAUGGAAUCUUACUUGUGAUGCAGAAACGUUUUCUUUUAACUUCAUCAUCACUCAUCCUGUACUGAAUAAUUCCUGCAUCAUUAGUGUGUGUAUGAUAACAAGGUUAGGAUUAUGAAGUGUUAAAAUGUGAACGGUUUAAAUUAACUUAAAGCAACAUGCUUGUCCUAGACUUGUACUGUGUUCUCAAGGAAUUUACUGUUUCUUUGAUUGUGCCAAAGAAAUUGACAAUGAAACAUUUUAAAAAUGUGAAAUGGCAGGUAUGUGUUAAGUUCAAGUAAUAAUUUGUAAUACAAAAUAACAUAACAUGCUGUGCGAUGCAAUUAUAUUUUAUUUUGUGUUUGUAUAAAUGUUGAAAAUAAAUGUAAUUUUCCGUA